AUGGCCAACAACACCGCCGCUUUCCAACCCAAGAUCCCUAUAUCCACGUGGCGGUCCGAAUACCCCAACGCUAAGAUCAUGAUCGCAGUCGGCGGAUGGGGUGACACUAUAGGUUUCUCUCAAGCAGCGAAGGACAACGCGGCAAUUCAGAAGUUCGGAACAGACAUCAAGAGCAUGCUGGCGGCAACUGGUGCUGAUGGCGUGGACAUCGAUUGGGAGUAUCCCGGAGGCAACGGUGCUGAUUACAAGGAGACUCCUAACUCAGCGAAGACAUACGAAAUUGCAGCGUUCCCCAAAGUUCUUGCUGCUAUCCGCAAGGCUAUUGGCAAAGAUAAGCUACUGUCUAUUGCCGUGCCCGGAAAGAAGAUCGACAUGAUUGCCUACACCGACGAGACCGGUCCUCUUAUAUGGCCUUCUGUUGAUUACAUCAACCUCAUGGCCUACGAUCUUAUGAACCGCCGCGAUACCAAAACCGCACACCACACCAGUGUCAAGGGCGCGACCGAAGUCGUCAAGAACUACAUCGCCAUCGGCGCCCCUCCCUCAAAGAUGAACCUCGGUUUCGCUUUCUACGCCAAAUACUUCCAGACCGCGUCUUCAGGCUCCUCGCAGUCUGCGCUCGGCAUCCCCAUCGUCCCUGCCGAAGACGCCGCCGGCAAAGACACCCUCACCUCCGGCGCCUGGACCUUCGAGCCCGCCCACAUGAACCCCGUCAAUGUCACCAGCCUCACCAUCAGCCAGGACGGAACCUGCGGCCCAGACAAAGGCACCAAAUGCGCGACUGGCUGCUGCUCCCAAUACGGCAACUGCGGCGUCACCAAGGAGCACUGCAACGGCGCGUGCCAACACGCCUUCGGCACGGGCUGUACCGACCCAGACAUCGCGGGCUCCUGGCAGUCUGCUGCGGCAGGUGGUCUCGCGGAUGAAGAUGCCGGCGGCCAGUACUUCCUCGAUACGGCAAACAGCUUAUUCUGGACGUGGGAUACGCCCGAGUUUAUUAGCCAGAAGUUUAGCAAGAUUGUGCGGAAGUAUAAGCUCGGGGGUGCGAUGGCGUGGAGCUUGGGCGAGGACAGCGCGGAUUGGAGCCACAUCAAGGUCAUUAGCAGCGCAGUCGACGAAGGCGGCACCUGCGAUUGUCAAUGUGGAUGGGGGAGAGGAUGUUGA
Messenger RNA from Paraphaeosphaeria sporulosa, 1164 nucleotides. Its product is annotated as glycoside hydrolase. NCBI's taxonomy places the organism in Eukaryota, Fungi, Ascomycota, Dothideomycetes, Pleosporales, Didymosphaeriaceae. Gene Ontology annotation, cellular component: extracellular region. The record is from RefSeq and is a predicted model, not a curated record. The transcript has 4 exons. Gene Ontology annotation, biological process: chitin catabolic process; carbohydrate metabolic process. Gene Ontology annotation, molecular function: chitinase activity; chitin binding. The coding region runs from base 1 to 1164 and encodes 387 amino acids.